AUGGGAAACUGCUUGAAAAAAGAUUACGACAAUCAAUGGGGUGGCGAUUACUGGGGAUCACCAGCAACAUCGCCAGAAGAAGCGCUACUUUCAUGCGAACCUCGCAGUAAAGGUGAAAAGAAGUUGGUGGCCGGAGACGGAGAUGGAGAUUCCGAUGACCUUUUUUCUUCUUCCGGCGGUAAAAGAAAAAGACGGACGACGGAGGUGAAAAUUAAGAUAACGAAGAAACAAUUGGAGGAGUUAUUGGGUAUGCAGGAGAUGCAAGGGCUGACGUUACAACAGGUGUUGACUCAGUUGAUGAACAGCAGUAGUAAUAUUAAUGGAGGAUUUGAAUCAAAUCAACGGCCUUGGAGACCUGCGCUUCAUAGCAUACCAGAGUAA
Messenger RNA from Lactuca sativa (garden lettuce), 381 nucleotides. The record is from RefSeq and is a predicted model, not a curated record. NCBI's taxonomy places the organism in Eukaryota, Viridiplantae, Streptophyta, Magnoliopsida, Asterales, Asteraceae.